Rosa rugosa (rugosa rose) is the source of this 2814-nucleotide messenger RNA. RefSeq names its product serrate RNA effector molecule. The record is from RefSeq and is a predicted model, not a curated record. Gene Ontology annotation, biological process: primary miRNA processing; mRNA processing. Gene Ontology annotation, cellular component: nuclear body. Lineage: Eukaryota; Viridiplantae; Streptophyta; Magnoliopsida; Rosales; Rosaceae.
ACGGCCUCAACGUGUUGUCCUAUUACUCAUUCUUCUUCCGUUCUCCAUUGGUUUUUAUUCUCUAGGGUUUUCACCCUCCCUCUCUGAAUCCCAAAAGCCAUGGCCGAGAUCAUGAACAUGCCCGUCGACUCCUUGGACCGCCGUCGCGACCGCAAAGACAAGUCUUCCGAAGAGCCUCCUCAAUCCUCGCCUCCGCCGCAACAACAACCACCACCCCAGCAACAGCCGCCGCCGCCUCCUCCGCCCUCGCGAAGACGCGACCGCGACGAAAAGGAGAGAGGAGAUAGGGACGUCGACCGCCCGCCUCGCCGCCCGGAGAGGAAUCGCUCCCCUCCGCCUCCGAGGGAGAGAGAUAGGGACAGGGAUUACAAGCGGCGGGGCAGCCUUAGUCCACCGCCUCCGUAUAGGGACCGCAGGCACUCGCCGCCUCGGAGGUCGCCGCCGCCGCCAUUUAAGCGGUCGAGGAGGGAAGAUGGAGGGUACGACGGCCGGAGAGGGAGUCCCAGAGGUGCCUUUGGACCUGGAGGUGAUAGGAGGUCUGGAUAUGAUUAUGCAAGUGGAUAUGAGCGGGAGGUGGGGGGUAGACCUGCUUAUGGUGAUGACAGGCCUCAUGGUCGUUAUGCUGGACGCUCGUCUGGUGGCUAUGGCCCUUCUGACUGGGAUUCAGGACGUGUUGGUUUUGGUGAUGCUUCCAGCACUGGGACCACUCAAAGAGAAGGGCUGAUGUCAUACAAACAAUUCAUCCAAGAGUUGGAAGAUGAUAUUUUGCCAGCUGAGGCUGAGCGCAGAUAUCAAGAAUACAAGGCAGAGUAUAUUUCUACUCAGAAGCGAGCUUAUUUUAAUGCUCAUAAAGAAGAGGAAUGGCUAAAAGACAAAUAUCAUCCCACAAACCUACUCACUGUAAUUGAAAGGAGAAAUGAAAUAGCACGGAAAACAGCAAAGGAUUUCCUGCUUGAACUGCAAAGUGGAUCCUUGGACUUAGGCCCAGGUGUCAAUCCCUCAGCUCCAAAUAAAUCUGGACAUACUAGUGAACCAAAUUCUGAUGAUGAAGCUGAUGCGGAUGGCAAGAGAAGACGGCAUGGCAGGGAACCAAAUAAAGAAAAUGAUCUUAUUUCUACUGCUCCUAAGGCUCACCCAGUCGGUUCUGAUCCUAGACGUAUACAAGUUGACAUUGAACAAGCCCAAGCCCUUGUCCGCAAACUUGACUCGGAAAAAGGAAUUGUGGAGAACAUUUUAUGUGGACCUGAUAAUGACAAAAUGAACAGGGAAAAAUCUCAUGGUGGUUCCACUGGCCCUGUUGUUAUCGUUCGGGGUUUGACAUCUGUCAAGGGCCUAGAGGGUGUUGAGCUACUUGACACCCUUAUUACUUAUCUUUGGCGCAUACAUGGUGUAGAUUAUUAUGGGAUGAUUGAGUCAAACGACGCUAAAGGUCUCAGGCAUGUGAGAGUAGAGGUAAAGGGUUCCGAUAUAGGUAGUAAUGGAGCUGAGUGGGAAAAGAAAUUAGACUUGCAUUGGCAAGAGAGAUUGCAUAGUCAAGAUCCCUUGGAAGUAAUGACUGCCAAGGAAAAGAUAGAAGCUGCUGCUGUUCAAGGCCUAGAUCCCUUUGUGCGGAAGAUUAGGGAUGAAAAGUAUGGCUGGAAGUAUGGUUGUGGUGCCAAGGGAUGCACUAAGCUCUUUCAUGCUGCUGAAUUUGUACACAAACAUCUCAAGUUAAAACACCCUGAGCUACUGGUGGAUGUGACUUUGAAAAUGCGCGAGGAUUUAUAUUUCCAGAACUACAUGAAUGAUGCAGAGGCGCCAGGUGGAACUCCUAUUAUGCAGCAAUCGAUACUGAGGGACAAGCCACAGAGGCGUAGGCCGGGUAUGGAGAAUAGAUUGAAAGAUGAGCGUGGUAAUCGGAGAGAACGCGAAAACCGAGCUAAUGGUGGUGAGAGGUAUGAUAGGUCUGAGAAUAUGCAAGGUGAAUUCCAGUCUAACAAUGAUGGUCAAGAUGGAGGAAAUCAUGAUGAACCAAUGUAUGAUAAUUUUGGUGGACAAGGGAUGCAUGCUGGUCCUCCUUUCCCAUCAGAUAUACCCCCACCACCUGUAUUGAUGCCUGUGCCUGGUGCUGGUCCUCUCGGACCUUUUGUUCCUGCUCCACCUGAAGUUGCAAUGCAGAUGUUGCGAGAGCAAGGUGGUCCUCCACCCUUUGAAGGCAGUGGUAGAAAUAUGUGGCCUGGACCCCAAAUGAGUGGGCCAGCCCCAAUUCUUGCUUUGUCUCCAGCUUUUCGACAGGAUCCUCGACGUUUAAGAAGUUAUCAAGAUCUAGAUGCACCGGAGGAUGAAGUCACAGUGAUAGACUACAGGAGCUUGUAGAUAGUUUCCAACUGUAUAAUUGCAAGUUGCUUCCCGGUAGAGGCAAACUCUUGUACGGUCCGCCAAGUUCAACAUCUGAAUAUUCACUGUAUCGUGACUGCAGAUCCAAAGUUUGUAACCAUUAGGAUGUGAUCCCUGCGAGUCGCUUUGAAUAUACUCAUUUUUGUUGAUGAUGAUACUUCUUGCUAAGAUAAUUAGUAAGAUGUGCUGUUAGUGACGUAACUCGUAAUCUUUUGCUCCCUUCAAUUCUGAGUUUCUGACCGGUAAUUUAUUAAUGUUUUCCGGUGGGAUAUUGAUGGGUCUCUGAAAGUAUUUGCUUAUGGUUGUAAAUUGGAGUGUGGACAACAGAUUAUAAGUGACUCUGCAUUUGUUUUCUUUUUUUAUUAAAUUGUCAUUGACUAAUAAUCAACUACAGAGAUAAGUCCGGUUCAUUUGCGACUUGUCCCAAUUUUAUUUUUA